GUGAGGGAAUCUAUAAACAAGGGAAAAGUGAAAAUACGAAAGAUAAAAAAGGAACUGAGACAUUGGUUGCCCAGAUCUUCUGGGACAUGAAAUACUUCGGAAACACCUAGCUCGAUUAUUUAGCCUCAUAAGGAUUCCACAUGAUUCACUCACUAAUUCGUUUUUCCGUCCUAUCGGUCUCGGUCAUGUCAAUCUUUGCCCGAUCCAACCUGGCAUCUCUCACUUGUAGUACCAGAUAGGUGACCCAGUGCUCAAUAGCAAGUAAAUAGCCCAGGCAGCUUCACUGCCUUACGUGCAAUAACAGGUCCCGCCAGCGCAGACAGCAGCAGAUAGUUGCUAGGCAAGUGGACACUUGAGGGCGCCUUAUCUUAUUCCUAGUAGCUGGCACACUUCAUGGGCUAGAAUUGUCGUGUCCGUCCAUGAUAUCACACACACCCCUGGGACGUGGGAUUGUCGGUUUCUUUGUUUCCCGGCAGGAUUAUUUAGCUUAUAUUUACUGAAAUGUUACGGUAUAUCGGUGUUUCCCACACUCCAUCGAGAUGAUACUAGCAAGAUCGAUGCUGCUAUUUCAUAUGAAUCCCUCAUAACAGUCAGAGAAGACUUGAACUUUACACUCCACGAACUUGGUCCGAAUUAACCUUCAAGAAUUUCCCUUAUUCAAGGCUUAACAAGAUGUCGACCACAUACAUAUUGGGUUCCAUCAACCAAAGUCGUGGACCAAUCUACGACUUCAUCCCUGAAGGGCCCAUCGCUGGGGGUCAGUCAACGAUGUCGUCCUUCGAAGAUCUCAUAUAUCCUCAUCUGACAUGGUCGGCGUUGUGGUUUACGUUAUUAUGCAUCUUCAUCGCACUUAACAUCAAGAAUAUGCCAUUCAUGUGGCACUUGCGACUUGUGAACGCCUUCCGAUUUAUCCUACGAACACAACGGCCAAAAGUGCCACUCACAUCUACGCACAUAUUUCAGCCCAUCAUCACAUCAUCGACAGCGCAGCUCAUGGAGAUCGAUUUCAACAUGCAUAAAUCCAACUCAUCAUACUUUUCGGACGUCGACAUAGCACGUACUCAUCUUGUCUGCACGUUAUUCGCCAAUGGGAUCGAGAAAAUGCGUGGUGGCACAUCGGCUUACACUGGAUCAAAGAAGCCCGUCUUCGGCCUCGCCCUCGGUGGUGUCUCAUGUAAUUUCAAGCGCGAGUUGCGACCUUACGAAGAGUACGAUAUGUGGUCUAAGAUAUUAUCCUGGGAUGAGAAAUGGAUCUACAUCGUUACACACUUUGUUCGGAAAGACGCUGCCGACCCCAAAAGCUAUUCCCUAUAUCCGGAGCAAUCCCUGGACCAGACUCUACGAAACAGCGUUAACGAGUCCGGCCGUGACCCGUCUCGACGCUCCAGUGUGGACAACAACUCCGCAAGCAACAGUGAUGGGGACGCUAAUAGGUCAGAGAAACAUAUCUUUGCUACAGCAUUGAGCAAAUGCGUGUUCAAGUCUGGACGUAAAACUGUUUCACCGGAACUGAUGCUGGAAAUGUCCGGCUUGUUACCGGUGUCUAAUCCCGAGAAAAACGAGUUUGAUGAGGUAAUUAGACAGGGCAUUGAGAUACAGAGAAAAAAGGGGCUAGAGACGGCGCAACUCCUCGCGGGACAGACACAACACAACCUCGAAGCCGAAUUUGCCGGCGUGGAAUCGGAGGUGCUAGGCAGACACACUGACGGCGCCGGCAUCGUUGGUGUGGUGAAUACCCUCAUGCAGCUAGCUCGGCUAAAGAAAACCCAGGUAUUAUGAUCACCGACAUCAUAUCCAACUUAAUUACGGUGGCGUUCAUAAUACCUCUUGCAUCACGAACUAAUACCGCAGCGAUUCAUUUUCAUCUUCCAUAAUACAUUAGAUCUAGCAUGUCUACCUAGUUACCGUGGACAUAUGGCUACUAGGUAGAGUGUCAUCAUUUAAUAUCUCACAUGUACAUAUUUGGUAUAGAUUACAAAACAUCACAUCUACAU
Hypoxylon fragiforme is the source of this 1994-nucleotide messenger RNA. RefSeq lists its product as uncharacterized. Bases 673 to 1779 code for a protein of 368 amino acids. The record is from RefSeq and is a predicted model, not a curated record. The transcript is spliced from 2 exons. Lineage: Eukaryota; Fungi; Ascomycota; Sordariomycetes; Xylariales; Hypoxylaceae.